Messenger RNA from Drosophila mauritiana, 912 nucleotides. RefSeq names its product serine protease 1 (gene sphinx2). The transcript is spliced from 2 exons. Bases 1 to 762 code for a protein of 253 amino acids. The record is from RefSeq and is a predicted model, not a curated record. Gene Ontology annotation, biological process: proteolysis. Gene Ontology annotation, molecular function: serine-type endopeptidase activity. Lineage: Eukaryota; Metazoa; Arthropoda; Insecta; Diptera; Drosophilidae.
AUGAAGCUAGUUGUGGCAUUGUUAGUCUUAUCACUAACUGUUUCGGUCUGUGAAAAAAAUAAAAUAAGCCCCAGGAUCACCGGCGGAUAUCGGGCCAAGGCCUAUACAAUCAUCUACCUAGUUGGAAUCGUCUACGCCAAGAGUCCGUUAUCCUCACUCAAAUUCGGAGCCGGCACCAUAAUUUCGAAUCAAUGGAUACUCACAGUCAAGGAUGUGCUGGUAUUUAAGUACAUUGAGGCCCACUUCGGAUCGAAAAGAGCCUUUUGGGGCUACGACAUUUUAAGGAUAUACAGGGAAAACUUUUACUUUCACUAUGAUAAAGAUCACAUUAUUGCCCUGAUUAAGUGUCCCUACCAAAAGUUUGAUCGUCGAGUGAGUCGUGUUCGCGUUCCAGCUUAUGAUUCAAGAUUCGAUCGAUACGUGGGAAAUAUGACCAUGGUGUGUGGCUGGGGAACUGAGAAACGAAAGGUUAGGCUGCCCACAUGGAUGCGUUGCAUAGAAGUGGAAGUCAUGACGAACACGGAAUGCGCCAAAUACUAUACCCCAUUGAAAUGGUAUGAGAUGUGCACCUCCGGCGAGGGCUUCAAAGGAGUUUGUGAGGGCGACAUGGGUGGUGCGGUGGUCACAAUGGGGCCAAAUCCCACCUUCAUUGGCGUCAUAUGGCUCAUGCCCUCAAACUGCAGCAUUGCAUAUCCUUCGGUACACAUUCGCGUCAGCGAUCACAUAAAGUGGAUAAAGUACGUAUCCGGAGUAGGAUUUUAAAGCGGAUAGAUGGUAUAAUUAUGCAGGCCACAACUGGAGCAGUAUAAGAGAGAACGCUAUGGUCGAGUUGCUCGACUAUCAGAUACCCGUUACUCAGAUAGUGUCAGUGCGAGGCAGACAUUUCAAAGUUAUUUAACACAUCGAUGGAAA